AUGAUUGGACCAGAGCCUGUUGAGAGGGAGCACUGGGGAAGAAAACUCGAAUUUCUUUUCGCUUGUAUCGGGUUCGCGGUGGGUUAUGGGAACUUCUGGCGAUUUCCUUACAUGUGCUUUAGAAAUGGUGGAGGUAUGACUUAAUAUGACCUUACGCGGUACCCCGCUGCUGUUUCUUUAAACCUUUACACUCGUACAUCAGUAUGUAUAUUCUCCGUACUGUUCUCUAUAUAUUUUCUAAGGUGCUGACUAGGAGAGUUUAAUUUACAAUUGAGAGUUACUUUAGUUGGUGAUCAUUUCCUUUAUUCUCAUCGCCUGUAUGCGUGAUUCAGGGGUGAUGGUGUGAGGAGAAGAUAGAUUCGCAACGGGGGUUAAAUGGUUAGGUCAUCGUUGCAAGUUCUUAAAGGGAUUUGGAUCAGUUUUAAUACGUGCGAAGUAUUAGUUAUGAUACUAUACAGAGUAUCUCGUGUUUCAAAUUAUCAUCUUUUUUUCAAUGAGAGCGGAAAAGCCAGAAACGCGUCUCUAGAAAUACGCACUGCGUUUUAAUGAAUUGGUUAGAAUAUAUAUUAUUGUAUCGUCGUGAUAACCUCGUUUCCAGGAUCCUCUCUUCCUCCCUGAGAAUGAGGCUCCACCUAUAUAGGUAUUUUAUCUAUUUACUCAUUCAUUCAUUUUUCCCUUGUACGGUUGUUCGAUUUUAACAUUACAAAAGAAAUUUAAAAUAUGAUCUUUCUUUACUAUUUAGGUGCUUUUCUUAUCCCGUACGUUUGUUUUCUUCUCCUUGGGGGUAUUCCCUUGUUCUUCAUGGAACUCAGCAUUGGACAAGUUCUUCAGGCAGGGCCUAUUAAGGCGUGGGCAAAAAUCUCCCCUCUCUUUUCAGGUAAGGGCACGAAGAAUGGUGCGUGCGCAUCGUUGGUGCAUGUUGUUUUGGAGGCAUUACGUCACCUUAAGCGAUCGUUCCGAUAAGGACUUCCGUCCAAGUUACUCAAAUGAUUGUCAUCAACAAUAUUUGUUAAUCCGACAUCUAAGCCAUGUAACUGGCUGAAAACAAGCUUUGAUGCCAUAUUUCUUCGUUGGUUUCAUUUCUUCCACCCACUAUCAUUUAAAAGUUUUUUCUCAUGCAAAAUCUGCUUUAUUUUUUUCUGUUGUGUCUUUGCUACUUUGCCAAACAUAGCGAUGACUUUGUGAAUAACUCUCUUCAAUUUUCCAUGAGCGCCCGUUGAGAUAUGACGCGCCGAGUUGGCCAUAACCAUUACCAUAUCACUGAAUGGAAUAAUUAUUUUAUCAAUUUCCAUUAAAUUCCGAACGUUUGGAUAUUUGGAGCCUUUUUUUGGGCUUUGCACCAGUUGGCGCAAUGUAUUUCCAUAUAAGGUGACUCGGAAUAUGAGGUGAUAACUGGAGUUGAGUGAACCAAUGAGAACACUUAAAAUGAAAUAUUUUUUGUUAAAAAAAAAUUAACGACUACUGUUAUUCUUUCUUAGGUGUUGGCAUUGCCAUGGUGACCGUAUCAUUUUUAGUGUCUGUUUAUUACAAUGUCAUCCUCGCUUGGAGUAUCUACUAUCUUUAUAACUCAUUUAAGCCUGACAUCCCCUGGGUUGGCUGUCACCAUACCUGGAAUACGGACAGCUGUUACGAAGUCGGCUCAAAAAACAAUCUUACAAAUACCACAAGGGUGUCUUCGAGCAGGGAAUUCUUCAUGUAAGUACCCUUGAUACGUCUUAUCUUAUUUAUCUUAUGCGCCAUGCCCAUCAGAAUAUAUAAGCAAACCGAUACUCGAGAAAAACGCUGGAUCUAUCGAGAAUUUAGCACUUUUAGGAGUUAACUUGUAUUUCUUGUUUUUUAAUCAAGAUUAUGUGUUGAAAGAUCAUUUUCUUUCUGAGGUAACAUGCUUAGUUGAUAUGAUGAUAACCGCAUAUCACCAAUGUUUAGCCAAAAGUAUUAACUGGAAUUUGCAAUUUCUCCCAACAACUGAAAUAGCUCUGGUGUAAGAACUGAAUCAUAAAAGCCACAAGUAUGAAAACUGUUAGCAGCUGCUUUUGAGGCUAAGUACAUUGGAUGAAAAAUAAACGGAAUCACUAGCAAUAACUUUUUAUCUUAAUAACAACUCUUCAUUCAGCAAACGUAUAUCGAGAACAGGCAAAUUUAUCAGCUUUAGGGUGUUAGCGUAAUGUAACAUUUCAUUCUCUAAUCUCUCUACAGACACAAUGUUCUUGACAUGUCUGAAGGAAUUAACAAACCUGGCUAUAUGAACCUUAAAUUGGUAGCGUGUUUGUUUGUGGCCUGGGUACUAGUGUAUUUCUGCAUCUGGAAAGGCAUUCGUACAACUGGCAAGGUCGUUUACGUCACAGCUACGUUACCUUACGUGUUCUUGAUCAUUCUUUUCAUCCGGGCAUUGACACUACCCGGAUCUUCAAGCGGUAUGGUGUACUACGUGACACCGGUUUGGUCAAGACUCGCAGACCCGAAGGUAAAUCACUUUUUGAGAUCUGCGUCACCGUUUGUUCACCUUGAAAAAUUCGGCCUAAGAUUUCCAAAGUCGUUUCUUUGAAUCUUUUUCAAUCUUCUCUAUCCUUGGCCAUCCUUAGACCUUCAUGGAUGUUUUAACAUUUAUGAAGGUCUAGGGGUGGCCAAUAAUAUGAGGUUAAAUGAGGUUAAAUGAGGUUAAAUUUGCGCGUCCUCGAUAAGACCGUUUUUAACAUUCCGGCAUAGGCCUUUUACUUCGAUUUCAAGUUGAGUGAGGUACAGAAACAGUUUGGUAACUGGCUCUGACGUUAAAGUUAUGAUGUUGUCACGGGCAACCUUUCUUAUUUCCGAUGAUAACCGAAUCUCAAGAGCUGGGCGUCACCAAAUGCUAUACGUGAAAGCCGCUAGAAGCGGUCAAACGAAAUGUUGCCACUGAAAACGGAGCUGGUCGCCUGUGACAACAACACAAUUUUAACGUUAAAAUGUGAACGUAAACUUCCGUCGCGCCUCAUUCAACUGAAAACUCACAAUUUCCUUGCAGAUAAGCACUGAAAUGAAAGUUGUGAUAUGUUAAGAACGGGAAACGAUUGCUUGUCACAAUCUAAAGGAUGUUAUUUAGGUAAGUGAUUCAAACUGAUAAGAUUCAAAAGAGAUCGCCUUUUUCUUUAAGGUUUGGAUCGAUGCAGCAUCACAAAUCCUUUAUUCGUUGACAAUCGGUUUUGGAGUUCUCAUAGGAUUUGCAAGCUACAACAAAAAAAAGAACAACGUUUAUAAGUAAGUGUGAAUAGUUUUAUUUUAAACAUAGCAGUUUUCAGUCGCUGUGUCCAGGAUUGAAGAAUUGUUACUUCAUUAACCCUUUCACUCCCGCAAGUGACCAAGACAGAAUUUCUCCUUACAAUAUCAAUACAAUAUCAAGCAGGCAGGUGAUGAGAAUAGAGAAGAAUAUCAAUUAUGGGAUUAUUAGUUGAUCCAAUACUAAAUUCUCUGAACUAACAUCAUAAGAAUUGUAUGGCAGAUAGUAAGGAGAAAUUACUAAUUAGAUCAUGGGAGUGAAAGGAUUAAUCUUACUGAGUGGUCUAACCACUUAACCACUUAAUCUCCGAGAGUGACUCGGUCUGAGGCAUCGAAUUUCUCCUCUGUAGCAAAUAUUAAGACUAGUUUAUUCCAGAGGAGAUUUUUUCGGAUUCAUAAAUGUUACUGAAUUCAUCAACGUUAGGGUUAUCGGAUUCAUAAGCGUUUACAAUCAAUGUGUAUCUGGAUUCCCAACCAUUUACGCACGUCAAUUAAUCCGCAAACACUCUGAAUUGUGUGGGUACAAGGCUGUUUCUUGCCGUGAUCGAUGACAACAAAAUGCCGCCAAAAAAAAAAACGGCUAGAGUUGAUUUAAAAGUUUUCGGAUUCGAUGUUCUAGCGUUAAAUUUAGGAUACGAAAUCUCUGGAGACACGAGUAAAGAGGGAAGGUUUUAUUUCGAAUUUGUCUACUUGUGGCAAAAAAUGGCAAAACGAAUUCGGUAUAUUAAAACGUAUCUCAGAAAGGUAUAGAGAACAGUAUGGAGACCAUGCAUGUUAGGAUGUGAAGGGUCAAGAAAGUCGCCCCGCCCGAUCAACCCUACUCAGUCCGUCGCAUUUUAUCGCCCUGAGUCAGUUUACUUCGAGUUCUCAUCUCUUGUGACAUUAAGCAUUGUCGUGGUUGACGGCUAAGAUUGUUUUGUUAUAAAUUUUCCUACAGAACAAAGCAUAAUGAACAGCUUUAUCAAUCAAUUUCACAUUCUUCGAAAGAAUGUUUAUAAUUAAGAGUUGAAAUAGAUGUCAUCAGAGAUUUAUGAAAUGACUCUAAGAAAAACUAAAUGAACUGUUCUCUCUCAGGGAUGCUUUGGUUAUCUCCCUUGUCAACUGCUGCACCAGCCUGUUUGCGGGCUUUGUUGUGUUCGCCGUAGUGGGCCACAUGGCAUAUAUCCAGGGGAGCACCCCAGCGGAAGUGGCCUCUCAAGGUACAUUACUUAAUUUUAAAGGACUGUGUCACGACAUUCCUGGCCAUAACCAUUUUCACAAAAGUCACUUCUUACACUCUUUAUCUCAGCGGUAUAUAAAACUCCUUUCACAACGAAACCCCGUAUAUGGUCCGGUACAUCAUCAAGUUAUGUGUCACUCAGUUCGUAGAGCAUCCGACGGCAAGAUUGAAAGAUCCGAUGGUUCGUAACCUCACGAGAAACUAAGAUCUCCCAGCGCCCGAUGUUUCCGAAAGAAGUUCGAAACCUUUCUAUAUCACCUCCCUAAAGACUACUUUGGGUGUCCGGACAAUUCGCCCCAUUUCAAGUUCGACUUCUGACCAAUUCGCCCCAUCUUGACGCAUUCGCUGUGUCAAAUUUGACGGGUUAACCCCUAAAUCUUUCAAGCCGUUUCUUCACUCUGUUUUUCCUUUAAAAUGCCUCAGCAUCAAUCAAUAUCGUCUUCAACGUACGCACUCGCGCAACACAGAGGCCACCGGAGUUUGAAAGCGAGUUAGCAUACUUUUUUUAAUAGAGCGUUUUGGUAAGAGCAAGAGAUCUGCCUGAUGAUGAAAUUUAUCAUGAUUUCGUUAAAAAUAAACACGUUUUGCUGUGAGGUAACGUGUUAAAGAUUUUAUGGUGAACUGCUAAAAUUUGGGCGAACUUGUUGUACUUGAUGAGGCGAACUGGCAGAGGGCGAAACCUACAUUAAACCCACUGUACACAAGAGAUCACAAACGCAAGUUUGUUUAAAGCAUUAUACAUCAAUAAUGGACCGACAUUGCUUGUUAUUUAACCUGCAGGUCCAGGUCUGGUGUUUAUUGUCUACCCAGCCACUUUAGCAGAACUUCCCGCGCCACAGAUCUGGUCUGUGAUCUUCUUUCUCAUGCUUAUAACCCUUGGUCUCGAUAGUCAGGUGACUGAAGGCUAUCUUUUGCCCCGCUCACACCUGGAAAACAUGUUUAGUUUAUAAAACCAGUUUUAAUUAAAAGAAAGUCAGCGACGGGAAACUGGAAAACUGAAAAACUGGAUUUUAGAGACUAAGCUAUCAUUAACGUGUGUUUUCAUUGUGCUAAAUUUUAAGUCGAUAAAGAACAGGUAAAGCAACUUCUAUGAAGAAAACAGUUCUAAACCGUAUUAAACGAAAAAGCUUUCAAACUUGUUUUACCUCAUGUUGGAAAUAUAUUGAUUUAAUUGGUUGCACAAACUACAUGGCCCUAACAGCUCAGCCAGUUAGAUACAAGUAGAGUUGCCAAUUGUAAUCUAAUCAUGAGCGUUUUCACGCGCAUGGUUAGAAAAAAAGUGUUUGGUUCUUCAAGCUACAUGAUCUCUCUGGCUCGGCCGAUCAGAUACGACUUAAAUCACCAUUCGCGAUUUAGUCGUAUUCAUUUUCCGGCCCUUGACAUGUGGGUUAGCAAGGAAACUAGCUGCUCUGACAGCACUUAUAAUCAUUUCUGAGCUCUCACUUACGGUUUCGGUACAUUAAGCUUUUCUGAGUUGCACGUAGAAUUCAGACUUGAUUUGUCUACCUGAUAAGGUUUUAUUUCACAUUUUUACGUCCUUAUUUCACCCGUACUGUGCCUUUCCCAUUUGGAACUUAUCAGUUUGGACAAGUAGAAGUAGUAGCAGCCGCCAUCAUUGACCAAUACCCCGAGAUGCUACACAGAUACAGGGAAGCUGUUGUAUUGGUCGUGUGCCUGAUCAUGUUUGUUUUGGGUUUACCUUGUGUGACACAGGUGAGAAUAUAAUGUGUGCAAUUAACUUGGUUCGCUGCUCCCUUUCUGAAAUCCCAAAAAAAAUUUGUAACGCCGGGUGAGGUUCUCCUGAGAAGGACUGUUGUCGGCUGUGACCGACGUUUCAACAACUUAAACCGACCAAUCAGUUCACACCGGCGAACCGGACUUAUGACUUCACUCGACCGGGACGAUGACUUCCGCUAAGGUUGUGGAAAUGUCAGUCACCCCUACCGACAGUGUCAGUCCUUCUCAGGACUACUGUCACCCGGACGAUCAGACUACACGAUCAAAUGUAAUCCCUACUCCCCCCUCCCACUCCCCGCCAUCUUUUGACACAGUUCACGAUGAUUUUUUUUUUAAUAUCCGAUUUCAUUCUCGGAAAGUUGCAAACCACCCAUAUGGUUUCAUCUUUAACCUCAUACACCCUAAUAUCAGUAUGCAUAAUCUCCAUACUGUCCUCAUACAUUUCUCAAGGUGUUGACAAGGAGAAUUUGUUCAGUAAUCAAGAAUUUCUUCAGUUGGUGAUCAUUGCCUUUUUGUGACUUUAAUAUGUGAUUCAGGGGUGAUAUUGUAAGGAGAAAUUAGAUAGUAAUCACUAUUUGAAAUCAAAAAGGGUUACGAUUCUAUUGACGAGCACAAAUUUGAAACUUGUUUAAUUCGAAGUGUCCGAAAACUUCCGAAAGAUUUAAACUAAUUUAAAUAUCUCUUAAUGUAAUUUCAGGGAGGUAUAUACGUGUUCAACUUGCUUGAUUCGUUUUCUGCUGGAAUUUCGUUACUAUUUUUGGUAAUAUUUGAGUUGAUGGUUGUCGGCUGGAUUUAUGGUGAGAAUGACACAUAUUCAAGUAAUUUUAUUCUAUUGGUCUGGAAGAGGAAACUCUCAUUAUUCAGCACUACAGGAUGUGCUCUUGCCAAUGCGCUAAUAAGUAAGACCUGCUCCCAGUUAAUGUUUUUGCCCAAUUUUAUCCUCUAGCACGAAUUUUCCCCGCGUUCUCUCUUCAAAAACCUUUGUCGUCAUUGUACUACUGUAGGCCCACGUUUUUUUGCAUGAUACCGAUUUACUCAAAUUAAACUUUUUCACUGAGAUUGAUGCACUAAAAAAUUUGUCUAAUAAAACCUGGCAUGACAUCGUCGACAUUCGGCUCAUUCUCGCAGGGUAACCAACUCGCAUUUAAAUAUUUAGUACAAAGAACCACUUCUGUAGAAUAAAGGGGGUAAGCUUCUAUAGAAACUAUGGUGCUGCGUCGUCUUUUAAACUCUUAACGGUGAUCAAUUUACGUUAUCUACUCGGUUGAUAAUACUAAGUUACUUCUGAAGAAUAGUUGCAAAUAACACUCGUUUACUCGUCACACUGUUGAUCAUGCAGGAGCGCAAGACUUCGCAGAGAAAAUCGCGAGAACUAUUGGGUACCCUGUGUCCAAGUGGUGGGUGAUCUGUUGGAAGUUUGUCUCGCCUGUGAUGGUGAUUGUAAGUAAAUAAAGAUCAAACUUCUUUUAUGCAUUGUAUUUGCCAUAGCUUGCAUUUCGUGAUUAAGUUUAUAAAUCACUAUAAAUAAUUUUGGAACGGCUCAUCUCCAGUUUCAAUGAUCACUAAACACGAGAAUCUUGGCAGUAGGGUCAGACUGAUAAAAUAAUAGGAUUACCAUAAUUACCGGGAGAUCUGAAGUGAAGAUUUUACAGAAACUCGUUCAAGAAACAUGGGAUCAUACGCGACAAAAACGUGCCUUGUUUCAAGCCUGCUAUUUUGUGUUUUCACUAAUAUUUUUGACUCCCACGACGGACUUUGCCGAAAGGCAGAACUGCUCGUAGUCUAAGAUUUGCUUACCCCACCGGUUUUAUUUCAGGGAAUCUUCCUGUUCAGUGUCAUCAAGUAUCAGCCCCUGACAUACGAGGAAAGACCAUACCCUAAAUGGGCUGAGGGCCUGGGUUGGAUUAUAGCCUGUGCCUCUAUGUUGUGUGUACCCAUCACCGCUGUCAAAGUGCUCUGUAAUGCUGAAGGCUCUUCUUUAGAGGUGUGUUAA
Messenger RNA from Pocillopora meandrina, 8201 nucleotides. The record is from the annotation of a GenBank genome assembly. NCBI's taxonomy places the organism in Eukaryota, Metazoa, Cnidaria, Anthozoa, Scleractinia, Pocilloporidae.